This is a messenger RNA of Prunus armeniaca (apricot), 318 nucleotides long. The record is from the annotation of a GenBank genome assembly. NCBI's taxonomy places the organism in Eukaryota, Viridiplantae, Streptophyta, Magnoliopsida, Rosales, Rosaceae.
AUGCCGUUGUCUUCUUCGCAUCAGUCAUCAGCAGCCGUCAUUGACGCUAUCUUCAUCCCAGACUUCGUCGACACUCGCAAACUAACGCAGGUCGACACCACCACCAAGAAGACAUACAACCUCUUUGACAGAAAAGAAAUCAGAGAGACAGGCGAAGAGGUGAUGGUCAUCGUCACAGUCAACGACGACAAUGUCCUUAAAAACAGAUCUAGAGACCUGGCGAGAGGAGGAAUGCCUAAAACAUCAGAUCUGCCAUCGAACUUCAGGCGACAGAUCAGAGAGACAAAGGAGAAGAUGAGCUGGUCUUCGAUGUCAUAG